GUGUCCUGUGUCUAAACUCUUGAGGGGCGAGGGCCGGGCGCCGAGUGAGUAAGAGCGAGCAGCUCGUCUGUGUCGCACUCGGCUAAUUGACGGCGUCGACGGUGUUCGAUUAUUCAUUUCCUUCUAAAGAUGGUCCGGCCACAUUUUGGACCACCACGUCUGAAGCCAAGACCUUAUGGAGAUGGUCAUGGUAUUGGUCCACAUGAAGGCAAUUACAACCCAAACUCAAAGAAUCGUAGAGAUGUACAGGGCGACUGCCCAGGAAAGGCCCCUUUUCACUGGAGAGACUCCAGAGGUAGAGGACGACCCCCUAUUGUCAGAAGAGUCCCCCUAAUGGGAGAGCAGAGAGAGCCACGUUUCAAUCAUAGGAGGUCCCCGAAUCAUGAUAACUUUCAAUCAUAUCCUCCCAAAAUGGAAUCACACCACAGCCAGAGGAGGUCUUCACCAUCUAGACCAAACCGCCCCCCCCAUGUCCAACAUCAGUCAUCUUCUCGCAGUCCUGCGCAAGGAUCCCAGAAUCAUAGAGGUCCACCUUUCCAUGGCCACCCUUCAGGUCACAGAUCACCCUCCCCAAGACAGUUUCACAACCACCCAGCUGACAGGAGGCCAGGCUCAGCACCACCCUAUCGGGGGUCUUUCAGGGGCCAUAAAAGGCAGCCAGGUUUUCAGCAUCAGGAGCAACGGAGUCGUGAACCUCGAGGGAAUUUCAGCCCCAGAGAAAGGCCCUAUGAGCACUCGGGUCAUGGCAUGAAAUGCUGGAAUGAGGCUGGAUCGUUCUCUCAUCCACAAAAUGGAGAACACGGACCCUCUGGGGGCCCCAGAGAGAUGCAUGGGAGAGGCUCGAUGCCAGAGAGGUGGUCAUCUGAGCAAGACUCCAGGCGGCAGCGUGGCCCAGGAGAGAGGCAGGCCAGCAGAUCCCACAGUAGAGAGAGGGCACAAGAUGUCCUUCACCUGCCCUCUUUCAGAUCCCCCUCAUGGAAGGGAGGUCCAUCACCUUCAUCCUCCUACCACAGGAGCCCACAGGAGAGGCAAGUGGCAGGACCCCACAAGAGGAGGAUAUCCGAGAUCAGCAUGCCCUCCUCAGACCAUUCACUGGAGCUUGGCAAUCCAAAACACCCCAGGAGAGGGAGACCCCAGCUGCUCAGUAUUCCCAGGCCAUUUGGUGGUAAACCUAUGUCUUUUAGGGAUAAACCUUACCAGGCGAGGAGUGGACAAGUCCAAGCGGAGUCUCUCAUGAGACUGAGAAUACCCCCAUCUGUAAAACCCAGGCCUCGCCUGGGCGACCCUGCAUCACGGGGAAAUAUCAGCUCUGUUCUCGCUAUCAGGAAGAAACGCUUCCAGUCAAAUUCAUCUCCCCUGAAAAAGCUGGAAUCAAGGAGUUCAGAACAGUCACCCUCAAGAGAAGAAAGCAGUACCAGCAAGUCUUCAAGAGACUCUGAUACAAGCAAAGAACAGGUGGAGUCUCGCCGGUCCUUAAACACUCACAGAUCUUCUCCCAUAGAGAAACGUGACCUGGUAGUCUUGUCCCACUGGCCACCUGGGCCGAGCACCUCCUCAAAGGACGACUCGUCUCCGAAAGCUUAUAGUCCAAAACCAAAGACCGAACACUGUUCAGAUGAUGAUACUGCAGCAAACAGCAGACUGUCAAGGAUGAAUGACUCCAGAUCAUCACCCGAAGACCGAAAACGGGACUAUUUGGAUAAGAGGAUGUUCAGGCCAUUUAAUAAUAUGAUGCAGGACAACCACAGGCCUUGGAGGCCAUUCAGAAGACCAGGACCAGGACCCAGACCUGGACCUGGACCCGGACCCGGACCUAUGCAGAGACCAAGGUUCACUGGUGGUCCGAGGAAUAUGGCCCCUGAUCUGUCUGGAAAUGUUAGAAGACCGCUCAUGGAGAGCUUAGUGCCACGUCCCUUUCCAAAGAGACCGGUGUUCAGAAAAACUCAUAGCAUCAUGUCCAAAUACCGCACCAUGAGAGUGAUGCGCCAGCGUCCCCCGUACAACCGAGGACCCAACCAGCCACGCUAGAGAUAUUCUCUGCACAGGCCUUGCAUUCUGCAGACACAGACUGAAAAAUCUCCAGAUGUUUGCUGCUGGGUGUACUGCACAAACUCCUUUCACUACAGUCCCAACCUGCCUAUAUAUCGUGAAAGUGCUGUUGCUUAACUUUGUUCUCUACUACAAGUGUUCAGUCGUACCUUUUUGAAGUACUGCAGUGCUUUUUUUUUUUUAUAUUUGGACAUUGUAACAUGAUCUUAAAUUAUGCUGUCCUUUUUUUUGUUUGUUUGUUUGUUUUUUUUGUUUUGUUUUUUCACUGCUUGUAAUCUUGGCAGUCUUUCUUUUCUUUUUUCUUUUUUAAAUUUUUUUUGUCGUUGCAACAGCAUUUGAUUUUAAGUCCAUAAAAUGUUUACUUUAAUAUAUCUUUUUUUUUUUUUUUUUUUUUUGUAAAGACUUAUCACAUGAGGAUUUUGAUUAGAACCCGCUGCUUGUCGAAUGGCGCAACUACUUGUAUAAUCCUGUUUAGUUUGUUGUUUGAGACUUGAAAUAAAACUGGACUUAACAAGC
Larimichthys crocea (large yellow croaker) is the source of this 2565-nucleotide messenger RNA. Its product is annotated as serine/arginine repetitive matrix protein 1. The transcript is spliced from 10 exons. NCBI's taxonomy places the organism in Eukaryota, Metazoa, Chordata, Actinopteri, Sciaenidae. Bases 130 to 2028 code for a protein of 632 amino acids. The record is from RefSeq and is a predicted model, not a curated record.